Messenger RNA from Oikopleura dioica, 4557 nucleotides. Lineage: Eukaryota; Metazoa; Chordata; Appendicularia; Copelata; Oikopleuridae. The record is from the annotation of a GenBank genome assembly.
AUGAUCCAGGCAGAACGUGAUCUGUGGGGGAAGCAGUUCAACGUUUCACUGGCCGUCGAAGAAGAAGGAACUGGCGUUAUCCAGCAGCAUCAGAGGAUCAUCGAUAUCUCUAAACAGCAUUUCGAGAUCGCAUUCGCCAAUUACCGCGACACUUUCAAAUUUGACGACACCCGUCCUUACACUACAGACGUGUUUAUCAAAAGAAACGACAACGGCAAACCUGCAGCUGGGAAGACAGUUUUGGUGCUUAUCGACUAUGCUAAGUCCGAUUUCGCGGAUUAUUUUUACAAAAAAGAUCAAAACUACACGACCGACGAAAAUGGUAAAAUCACUGUUUCUUUCACCCCAGUUAAAAACUCGAAAAUCAUCACAAUCCGUGUAGAGGUCGCACCAGACAACAAAAUUAUAACAGGUCACCAUCAAAUCAUGGUCGAGUCCUCGGAAAAAAUCAAACUGAAAGCGGUUUCUUGCGAUGCGCCCGCGUUGGUCAAUGUACAUUAUCGAUACGUCACCGAGUGUGACGGGAAUGGCCAGUGCUCGUUAAAUAACGACGUGUCGAAAUUCGCGUACUCAAUCAUCACAGCCGGAAAGGGGCUCUACGAAUCGAAAGUAUUAUCGCGUGGCUCAGCAGAGGAUCAGUGGGAUGAGGCCGAUGUUUCAAAAGACGGUCGCGUCCGGACGACGAGUGGCUCGUUCACCUUACGGCUCGAUAUUCCGAUUCCAAACAGGAACUCCGUUAAGCUUAUUGCUACCAUGACACUGGAGAAGUCUGCUCUUGAGUCUUCUCUCGUCACCGACAUUUCCGAAAUCGACUUUGAGGGAUGCCUUCCCUUCGGGGUCGAUGCUAGCUUCGACUCCAAAACAGCUGCGCCUGGAGACGAGGUGCGAGUGGAAUUAAGCGCACCUGGCGGGUCGCUAUGUCUCCUUGGCGUGGUCGACCGCGGUGUUUACGUGAAGCAACGAGGCCAAAACACAUUCAGCAAGAAAGAUAUAAUUGACGGGAUCAGAAAUCGAACCGAAUUUCCAUACAACGCUCGCCUGGAUUUCACCAAAUGCAACGGUCAGCGCUUUAGCUCGCGAAGUAGUAAUCAGCCCAAUUCAAGUAAUUUAUACGACUGGGAAUCAAACGAAAGCGACGCCUUGCAGCCUCUCACGUAUGCUAGCGAGGUUCAGCACAGGUUUAAGCGAUCACUUCACGACGGCAGUGACAAACUCUCGGACUACAAAUUGUCAUAUGAUGCAUUUCUCGAAGGAGAUCUCAACGUUUGGAGCAACCUGCACAUUCCUGUCCGACAAUGCGAAGGCUCCGCCGACAACCAUUUUACUUCAAACUCUGGAAUUCGGCCCAUGCGGCAACUCGCACUUCAGGGCUUCUUUGCGACGGCAGAAGGAGUUUAUACGAACGAAAUCCAAGUUCGCAAUUAUUUUCCAGAAACAUGGCUUUGGGAGGAUUACAUUAUUCCACUCACGGGAAAGCGUGUUGAAAAUUUUAAGGUGCCUGGAAGUACCACAACUUGGAUUGGGAACGUCAUGUGUCUACACCCGACUCUGGGCGUUGGAAUUCUAGAGCCGCAGCUCGAACUGGAAGUCUCAAAAAAUUGUGACGGAGCCCGUAGAGUUACUCUUAAGGACCAAGUUCCAACAUUUAGCGAGACGAUUUCUCUGCCGUCUCCUUCCGACGCAAUAGAAGGAAGCGAAGAAAUCCGAAUUUCUGCGUCAGGAGACAUUCUCGGACCCAUCGUUCCGAAUAUCGAUGCACUAUUAGAGGAGCCGAUGGGAUGUGGAGAACAAAAUCUCGCUCGACUCUACCCAAAUGUGCUCGUGCUGGAGUAUCUUGACAGGUUGGACAUUGAUGACCGCGAGCUAGAACAACGGGCCAUUCGAAAUACACAACUUGGUAUCAGCAGACAGAUAAAAUUUCUCAUGUUCGAUGGAAGUUUCGUCAUUUUCAAGCCCGACCCGUUCUGCGUUCGAUCUUAUCACAAUUACAGCUUUGAUGAGGCUCUACUUCCUUCACACCCGAUUUGCCAGCAGUCGACGCUCGAUGACACUUCCACAUGGCUAACAUCGUUCGCAGUGAAAGUCCUGGCUCGCGCAGAUCGCUCCUCGAAGAACGUGUUCGUCGACUCCCAGUUUUUGCUAAUCAAGCCACUUGAGUGGCUAAAGAACGCGCAGAAAGAAGACGGCUGCUUUGAAAUGGUCGGCUUUGUGCCUCGAAAUGAUUCUUACGAAGAUCCUCACAGCCGACAACUCGCAAUGAAUUCGUUUGUCUUGGGAAACAUCAUCGACGCCACUAAAUGUGGAAAAGACUAUGUCGAAAGAAAUUCGUUUUACAAGAAUGUCAUCAGAAAAGCUAUGGGCUGCAUCACCGAAAAAAUAGCGGAUGAGACAAUGAUCAACCCCCAUUCCGCCAUUUUGGCGCUUCGGACAUUCGCGCAAUUCGUUAACAAAUGUGAAGAACAGGAUAAUGACGAAAAGCUAUGGAGAUCGAUCGGAGGGUUUGUCGACCGACUAAUUGGUGUUAUCAGGAAAACAAUCGAACUGGAUCCAAGAAACACUUACAUGAGCUUUGACAUCAGAAAAGGAUCCAUUGCAGCUCAAAUUGAAGCCACAGGACUGAUGCUUUCUGCUUCGACGGAAUUUCUCUUCGCUCCAAUCGCAAGGCGCAAGAAAGCUUUAUCGGCUCUGAAGAGUCAAAACGCGGAUUUCAUCAAUUUCAAGAAGAAUUGCAAAUAUAUGAUCAGCUGGCUCGUUGGCCAAAGAAACAGAUUAGGUGGAUGGCGAAACACGCAAGAUACAGUCGCCGCAUUGGAAGGAAUCCUCCAUUACACGCAAGGACACGGGAAAAGCAAUUCGCGGCGAAUGAGCACUAACGAAAUGACAUUGCUUUUUGGGAAGGAUUUUUUAAAAGAACAAUUAAAGGGUAGCGCUAAAAACGAACAUGUCCGAAUUCACACGAAUCAUUCUGUUAAUUUUAUUGAAAAAAACCCUUCAAAAGACUCGCAGCAGUCCACAAAGUCCCUUCAGAUCGGCCGCGAUAAUUCCAUGUUGCUUCAACAGACUCGUGUUACCGGCAGUGUCGAUGAGCUGCACAUCAAGGCGGAAGGGAAGGGUUGUGCAAUGAUUCAGAUUUCAAAAUCGUACAACGUACCAAAUACGAAGUACGCGUUAGAAGGCCUGCACCUGGAAGUUUUCGUCAGAGGAAAACCAAACGAGUGCAGAUUGAAGAAAGACCGACAACUGACAGUUUGCACUAGAUACAAAUCUGCCGCCUCGAGUCAGCUUUGGACCAACAUGGUUAUCGUCGAAGUCGAGAUCACCUCUGGCUACUGGGUCGACUACGAAUCACUGAAAAACGUGGUGUCUGGGGGACACCUGGUUGGAAUAAGGAAGUACGAGAUUUCCGAAGACUCGCCAAUAAUCGUCUUUUAUUUGAAUACAGUUGGGCCAGAAGACAUUUGCCUCUCGCUUCAUAUAAAACCAAUUGUUGAAGUUUCGAACGAAGCACCAGCUAGAAUUUCUGUGUAUGAUUACUACGACGAGAACCGGAAGGCGGUGGCCACUUACUCACCUCUCUGCACAGACGAGACUUGGGGCAAUUCUGGCUACUGCGUCAAUUUCUGCAAACAGUGGUUGGAUACACCUUCAACGAACCCCAGUCCGAGCGCCAAAUGCCGCCAAAGUGUGAUAUUUCGCGGAAGGCGCAAUUACUGCGAUCUCUCUGAGCAAGGACGGUGCAAAUAUGGAAUGUGCCUGACGACUCUGACUUAUUACCGCUGCGAGUGCUCCGACGAACGUUUCGAGCCGGACGCCUAUGGAACUAGCUGCCAACCACGUGAUAAGGGCCUCCUUAAUCAGUGGCGUCGCCACCUUGAAGACGUCGACCACUGCAAGACCAGCAAUCCCUGUACAAAUGCUUUCUGCAUCAACCGUUUCGGAGGCUCAUACAUUUGCGAGUGUAAACAGGGAUACAGGAGGAAAACGCACGAAAUCUGCGAGGACGUUAACGAGUGCAAAACAGAGACCAACCCUUGUGGCAAACUGCUGUGUGUGAACACGCCAGGCUCCUACGAGUGCAGAUGUCCAGUAAGCACUCGCAAAGUGCAAAUAGGAAAUUUGCUCAAAUGCGAACCAAGAUGUCCGCUUACCCACAGGUGGAAAGAAGGCCUUCUUGGCGGAGCAUGUGAGCCACGAUCACCCACAGCCUGCACACAAGGCGCGAAUCCCUGUGGAGCCGGCACCUGCAUUCCGUUAAAAUUUGGACGACACAUGUGCAGCUGCGCGAAAGGAUUCAAGCUCAACGAGAACGGAAAAUGCGUCGACAUCGAUGAAUGCGCGGAGGCAAACGAAAAAAGAACGCGGCCUUGUGGUCUGCACCAAGCUGCGCAGUGCUUUAAUUCCGAAGGUUCAUUUAAUUGCAUCUGCCUCCAAGACAUGAUUUAUAACAAAAUGAAGAAGACUUGUGAAUGCAAAAACGGAACAACGGCAGACGGAAGGUGCAAGCCUGAAUGCCCGGAAAACCUUGAUCCGAUUGAUCGAGCGGUCCGUGGAUGCUGA